UAAGUCCCAUCUCUUCUUCAUUUAACACCAUUAAACCAAUCAAGUCAAAAAGUUUCUUCUUUUAAGUAUUUUUCUUAUCAAUGGCUUCAUCAUCUGCUAUGUCUCUCCAAUCUGUGUCUAUGACACAUCUUAACAAUCUUUCAUGUAAUCGUCAGUUUCAUCGUAGCUCUCUUCUUGGUUUCUCUAAAUCCUUUCAGAAUCUUGGUAUCUUAUCUAACGGUCAAGAUUUCUCCUCUCGAUCAAGUUUCACUCCCAAGAAGAACCUUACUCCUACUCGAGCUCUUUCCCAGAACGGCAAUAUUGAAAACUCCAGACCAAGUAAAGUUCAAGAACUAAGCGUGUACGAACUCAACGAGUUAGAUAGACACAGCCCAAAGAUUCUUAAAAACGCAAUGAGCCUAAUGUUCGGUCUCGGCGACCUAGUCCCAUUCACAAACAAACUCUACACCGGCGAUCUCAAGAAGCGUGUUGGCAUCACGGCUGGUCUCUGCGUGGUGAUCGAACACGUUCCCGAGAAGAACGGUGACAGAUUCGAAGCCACUUACAGCUUCUACUUCGGAGACUACGGCCACUUGUCCGUACAAGGACCGUACUUGACUUACGAGGACUCGUUCUUGGCCAUCACUGGUGGUACAGGGAUCUUCGAAGGCGCGUACGGACAGGUCAAGCUUCAACAGCUUGUGUACCCGACGAAACUGUUCUACACUUUUUACCUUAAAGGGUUGGCUAAUGAUUUGCCUGAGGAGCUCACCGGAACUCCAGUUACGCCGUCUAAAGACGUGAAGCCUGCGCCAGAAGCUAAGGCGCUGAAGCCUAGCGGAGUUAUAAGUAACUUUACUAAUUAAUUCAUGAAACUAAUCUUUAUGUUAUUGUUUCUUGUAUUCAUCGAAUCAUUGUGGGGAAUAAAAUAUCUUCUUGAUUUUUUUCUU
Messenger RNA from Capsella rubella, 929 nucleotides. Its product is annotated as allene oxide cyclase 2, chloroplastic. The coding region runs from base 81 to 845 and encodes 254 amino acids. The record is from RefSeq and is a predicted model, not a curated record. Gene Ontology annotation, biological process: jasmonic acid biosynthetic process. NCBI's taxonomy places the organism in Eukaryota, Viridiplantae, Streptophyta, Magnoliopsida, Brassicales, Brassicaceae. The transcript is spliced from 2 exons. Gene Ontology annotation, molecular function: allene-oxide cyclase activity.